GAAAAUUAUUUCAACUUGAGAAAGAGAGAGAGAGAGAGAUAGAGAGAGAAAAGAACCCUUGGAAAUAAAAUCGUAAUUGAAUAAAAAAAAAUGUCAUUUAUGUCAUCUGGAGUAUUGUCAGUGAAACCAACGAUCAUCGAACCGAAAUCAAUUGAAGCGAAAAAUGCGUAUACAUCAACUACACUAGCAUCAGCAUCAACAGCAACUGGUCCUAAUGCCAUUUUUUCCGUUAUUCCCAUCAAUAAUAACACCGACGAAUAUGGUCCGUAUGGAAAACCAAACGCAAUUGUAAGACCACUUCGGAGAAAUGAACCAAAUGAAAUGAUACUGCCAGAGGCAAACGAAGCCAAUUUACCGGCUUCGAGUCAAUCAACGCCAAAGGUUAAUGUUCCUGUGAAACAAAAAAAACGAGAAAUCGAUACGUUCACCAAGGAAUUGGACAACAAACUACGACACCUGCAGAAGGAUAAAAAAAAUUCUUCAAAAAAUGAGAAUAACGGAUUGAUUAAUCCAUCGAGUCGUCCUCGUUUCUUUACCACUGUUCCGUCUGGUGUUUAUUUGCCACCCUCAAAAGAAUUACCGAUCGCAUCAAAAGUUCGUAAUCCACGUACAUAUGCAUACUUUAGUAUUCCGAAAAUAUUUGCCCAAAACAUCGAUAAGGGACACAAAGAGAAUCCAAUUACAGAGAUUCAUGCUCUAAAAACAAUGACAACCUAUGGAAAAUCGAUCAAACCGAGAGGAGAAUCACCGUCACAACCACAAAAUAUCAUGUAUGACAAGCGUGUGGUGCGUGGGAGCAACUACAGUCACAUCCAUAUGCAAGCGUGGAAUCCAUACUUUGCUUAUGCUGGUCUUCUAUCAGGAAAGGGUGAUAUUGAUGCGAUGUCAAAGGAGUCGGAAGCCGAACGACGUCAAUUGCUACGAAAACGUUAUUCAAAUCGAAGUAAAAGAAGUGUUAUUGGAACACCGCCACCCGUUAAGGGUCGACGCCAUGAAACAAUCCAAACGGAACGUUAUCUUGAAGAGUUACUCGUUAAGCCAUCCGAUUUCAGUGUUGAAUGUCAAACCGAUUUGUAUUUGUAUGAUAUACCAAAUGUGCCAUACAUGUCAUCAAAAUCGGGUGUUGAUGUUGCGACCGAAACAAAUAUGGAAGAAUUGUACAAUUUUGAUGAGGAAGUUCAACCAAUUCUGGACUCUUUAGUGGAAAUAUCAAUGAAACAAGCGCUCAGUGAAUUUAUGCAAGAAGAAGAAAUGGCCGAAUUGCAAAGAGACACCGAGAAAUAUUUAGCUUUCAGGGAAUCGCAAAACUCCGAAUUGAAAAGACUGGAUACGGAACAAAAUAUGGAAAUGAAUACAAAUAAAAUCGAUGAACAAACGACUGACGAUAUUAAUGCUGCCAAAUUGCUCCAUAACUAUGUUUCAAAAUUGCUGCCGGAUGUUUUGAGCACAGUUGAUGCUGAAAUUAAUAAAAACAUUAUUUUAGACGACGAUAAACAUUUCAAACCAUGGCUAGCAAAAGAGAUCGCAUCUGAAGUUGGCCAAAUGAUAGACUCACGCGAAUCACUUGAAAAAUUGGUGAAAGACAUUGUGGAAAAUCGUGCCGAAACCUAUUUAAAACAAGAAAAUUAACCAAAUGAUAAUACGGUCAAAACGAAAACAAUACAAAUAAAAUGUUUACACGUUACUCUUAGCUCUUGAACAUAUCCAACAAAAUGACUUAAAUAAUUUAAACAGGAAAAAAACCACACACAAAAUCACCGUACACACACAUAUUUUGAAAACAUGUGAAUAGAGUGAAAUCAUUUGAAUUAUUCAAUUUUUCACACAAUUUGUAGCAAUU
Contarinia nasturtii (swede midge) is the source of this 1840-nucleotide messenger RNA. It is a transcript of the gene Rsph3, whose product is annotated as radial spoke head protein 3 homolog B. Gene Ontology annotation, cellular component: cilium. NCBI's taxonomy places the organism in Eukaryota, Metazoa, Arthropoda, Insecta, Diptera, Cecidomyiidae. The record is from RefSeq and is a predicted model, not a curated record. Bases 91 to 1629 code for a protein of 512 amino acids. The transcript is spliced from 5 exons.